UGGACACGGAGGGGAUAGCAGCGCCGACCUGCCAGCCGCACAUUAGACUCGCUCGCGUUCUCGGGGCAGUUAAAGCGCAACUGGUCGCUCGCUUCCUCGGCUCUGCACUCACUGACGAACCGGAAUGGCCGACGGGCACUUCAGUAGGCUUCGCACGCCUUUGCGCGACCCCUUCCGCGAAACGCCACUCGCCUCGCGGCUGCUGGACGACGACUUCGGCAUGGUGCCCUUCUCGGACGAGCUGGACUGGCCCAGGUGGGCUCGGCCGCGGCUCAGUUCGUCGUGGCGCAGCGGGAUGGCGCCGGGCUUUUCCAGGUUCGGCGAGCUACGGCCAGAGCCCCGCGAGGAAGCCGCGCGUGUCGAAGGAGAGCCCUGGAAAGUGUGCGUCACCGUCCACAACUUCAGGCCAGACGAGCUGACUGUCAAGACCAAAGACGGCUUCGUGGAGGUGUCAGGCAAGCAUGAAGAGAAGCAAGAAGAAGGAAGUAUAGUCACCAAAAAUUUCACAAAGAAAAUUCAAAUCCCUGCAGAUGUGGAUCCUUUAACAGUGUUUGCUUCCUUGUCCCCUGAGGGAGUUCUUAUAAUUGAAGCACCUCAGACGCCACCCUAUUACCUGUUUGGCUCAGACUACACGGGCGGAGAAGAAGAGAAGACGGAUUUUGACACUCGGGAGGCUGCUGUCGCUUGAUAUCGCCAUGGGUCUGAAAAACAGAGGCUGAUCCAUACCAUGAUCUGCUAUCUGCCCAAUGCCUCAUUUUCAUCCAGAAAAACAGAAAGAAAAAAUGCUGCAACUCUUAAACAGCUCACCACGCAACAAGGCAUUAUGCAGCUGCCUGAUUACAGAGACUUGUAUUCAUCGAUUACAUCCAAAUCCCCUCCUUUACCAUCUGUUCUUUAUACUACAUGUAAAACAUAUGUAAAUAAUUUUGUUUUAUAUAUUUCAUCCAUAGAGGUCUUACAAAUCUGUGUAAUAUUUGUAUAUCAGACUAAAGUUUUCCUAAACUAAUAAUUCUUUAAAAUAUAUUAUUGGGAAGUGUUAUUGUUAAUGAGUAAUGAAAAUAGUUUGAGACUGCUGUAUUCUUUUUACACAAUAAAAUGUUUUAUUGACCAUUAAUUCAUUUUCAGACUUUUGCAAGUAACAUUGCAGGUGUAACAGUAUUUUUUAAAAUACAGUAAUUUCAUUGUG
Polypterus senegalus (gray bichir) is the source of this 1186-nucleotide messenger RNA. It is a transcript of the gene hspb8, whose product is annotated as heat shock protein b8. The transcript has 3 exons. Gene Ontology annotation, molecular function: protein homodimerization activity. Gene Ontology annotation, cellular component: nucleus; cytoplasm; protein folding chaperone complex. Gene Ontology annotation, biological process: cellular response to unfolded protein. Bases 125 to 688 code for a protein of 187 amino acids. NCBI's taxonomy places the organism in Eukaryota, Metazoa, Chordata, Cladistia, Polypteriformes, Polypteridae. The record is from RefSeq and is a predicted model, not a curated record.